This is a messenger RNA of Sphaerulina musiva SO2202, 2160 nucleotides long. RefSeq lists its product as uncharacterized. Gene Ontology annotation, molecular function: acyltransferase activity, transferring groups other than amino-acyl groups. Gene Ontology annotation, biological process: polysaccharide biosynthetic process. Bases 462 to 2021 code for a protein of 519 amino acids. The transcript is spliced from 2 exons. The record is from RefSeq and is a predicted model, not a curated record. Gene Ontology annotation, cellular component: membrane. NCBI's taxonomy places the organism in Eukaryota, Fungi, Ascomycota, Dothideomycetes, Mycosphaerellales, Mycosphaerellaceae.
CGCCAAGUUUCCACAUUUGGCGCCCACGCGUCCCUACUUGGACAGCAGACUCCCCCGCCACCACAGGUUUCAGUCACACUUUCAGUAAUGUAAGUAAUUAAGGUAGCAACCUAGUAAGAAAGUCUGCACUACAGGUACAUACUUCAGACAGCCUCACAUCAGCCACCGCGAGGUACCUCCACCUGAGAGCAUGACCCGCACUCCGAAGACCACAUCCGGACGGACCCGCCAAGAGUCUCAGUUGCUUGCGCGUGGAACCAUCACCUCCCCCUUGGUGGAAUGCAGCCGUCGCCCGAAAGGCAGCGUGGCCUGGGCAAGCAAGGCUUAACCUGCAACCUCCUUCAUCCCUCUACCAACCGCGUCAUCACCAUCGUCCUGCGAUAUGCCACUCCCACUUCUGCCUCUUUCUCCCACUAUCCUCCCCCUCCUCCUCCUCCUCCUCCUCCCACCAUCAUCCCGUCAUGGCCGACUCUCAUUUUGAGCUGGAGAGUGGGGAGUGGAAGGAUGCACCGACAUUAGCAGAUGAACCGAACACACUGGCUGCCGUAUCGACCGUCAUACGGAACAUUGUCCUGCAAGCCUAUGUACGAGCGACGCAAUCACGAGCCCUCUCCACUCUGAUACCCAAGUCCGUGGCCAAAUCAUGGGAGCAAAUCACUCCGGCUUCAGCUCCUAGAACUACUUCCAGGACCGCGUCGUAUGAUGGACUCCGAGGCUUAGCAUGUCUGGUCGUCUUCCACUUCCACUUCCUCUAUCCCUACAGCGAUAGCAUGAAACAUGGCUUCGGCAGCAAUGCCGAGAACAGAUAUAUUCUGCAGCUACCUAUCAUCUGUCUCUUACUCCGAGGACGAGCCAUGGUCACCCUCUUCUUUGCCAUAUCGGGUUAUGUUCUCAGCUACAACUUUCUCGCCUCUUGCCGAGAGAAGCAGUGGGAUAACGCCUUCUCGAGAUUGGCCUCGCUGACUUUGAGACGUUGGUUGAGAUUAUUCUUGCCUGCUACCUUCACUAUGAUGCUGGUGUGCAUCGGAGUGCAGCUGGGAUUCUAUAGCUCGGCGAGAGAAUUACAGUUCAACCCGCUAGCAGCGGGCAAAUGGGAAGAACAUCCACCUCAUUUUCCCGAUCUUCGGACUCAAAUCAAGGACUUUGCAGGAAUGUGGUGGGUGUGGUCGAGUCCAUUUCGAUGGGAUCUCAACUACACGCCUUACGAUCCACACACAUGGACCAUCCCUGUGGAGCUCAGAUGCUCGCUGAUACUCUUCGUCUUCCUCGUCGGCUCGGCUGGAUUAAAGCAGCGAUGGCGAACUGGUCUUACUCUGCUCGUAGCGACGUACUGCUUAUUCCAGAAUCGUUGGGAUGUCGCGACCUUCAUCGGGGGAGCUCUCGUUGCUGAUUUACAUCAAGCUGCAUUGUAUCGCGAAGGUCAGAAAGUGCCGCCGCAUGUGGACAGCAGCGCUGUGACUACUGCGCCACCCAAGGGGUCUGCCAUCACUACUACGCUUAAAUGGCUAUUGCUCGCGACAUCUCUCUACGUCCUCUCCUUCCCCGACAACCUCUCCAAGAAGACUCCCGGGUAUCGAUUUUUACGCAGCAUCACACCACCCAGCUACCGCGAAGCCCACUUUUUCUGGCAUGCCUUUGCCUCCAGCUUUGUCCUGUGGUGUGUGCAAGCCAUUCCUCAGAUUCGGAUGUUUUUGAGCUCUCCGAUUCCCCAAUAUCUCGGAAAGACGUCUUUUGCCCUCUACCUGGUGCAUGGACCCCUCUUGCACUCGAUUGGAUUCAAUCUGCAACCGAAAAUCUGGGAAGUGACGGGGAGCGACACGAUGGUGCCCUGGUGCGCAGGACUGUUUGUGGGGUGGUUGGUCAUGUUUCCCCUGUCGAUGAUGACAGCAUAUGUGUUUUACAGAUUUGUCGAUAUACCACUCGUGCGGCUCGCCAGGUAUAUUGAGAGCUUGGCGAGGGAUGACACGGCAUUUCGGAAGCCCCGUGCGGAAGACGAGAAGGGUCCCAGCGCGCAGACAUGACGAUGAUUGAUGUGUGUGCAUCCAGCUUAAUAUGUAACCUGGAAAUGGCUUACUGGUUAUUCGCCAGCAUAGACGUGAUUACUGCAUAUAGAUUCGAUUGCACUCUGUUGCAGAAGCACCAACGACGACACCGACCAAG